Messenger RNA from Otolemur garnettii (small-eared galago), 914 nucleotides. It is a transcript of the gene WDR38, whose product is annotated as WD repeat domain 38. The transcript is spliced from 9 exons. The coding region runs from base 24 to 914 and encodes 296 amino acids. Gene Ontology annotation, molecular function: protein binding. The record is from RefSeq and is a predicted model, not a curated record. Lineage: Eukaryota; Metazoa; Chordata; Mammalia; Primates; Galagidae.
GCAAGUUGGGCGGCCGGGCGCCCAUGAACAGCAAGGCCCCAGGGACCCUGGCCGUGGGGAGGGUGAAAUUCUUCGGCUGGCAUCGUGGGGAGGUCAACUCCUCCGCCUUCUCCCCAGACAGCCAGACGCUGCUCACAGCCUCGGAGGAUGGCUAUGUGUAUGGCUGGGAGACCCGGAGCGGGCGUCUGCUGUGGAGACUGGGUGGCCACACAGGCCCUGUGAAGUUCUGCCGCUUCUCCCCUGAUGGCCAUCUCUUUGCCAGCACCUCCUGUGACCGCACAGUCCGCCUGUGGGAUGUAGCAAGAGCCAAGUGUCUGCGGGUCCUGAAGGGUCACCAACGUAGUGUGGAGACAGUCAGCUUUAGCCCUGACUCGAGGCAGCUGGCUUCGGGUGGCUGGGACAAGCAUGUGUUGCUCUGGGAGGUGCAGUCUGGCCGGAUGCUGCGCCGCUUAGCUGGGCACUGUGACUCUGUCCAGAGCAGCGACUUCUCACCCAGCACAAACUGCUUGGCUACCGGCUCCUGGGACUCCACCAUCCGCCUCUGGGACUUGCGGGCGAGUACUCCAGCAGUCUUCCCUCAGGAACUAAAGGGCCACAGUGGCAACAUCAGCUGCCUGUGCUACUCUGCAUCUGGCCUCCUGGCAUCUGGCUCCUGGGACAAGACUAUCCACAUCUGGAAGCCCAUGACCAGCGGACCACUUGUCCAACUCACGGGUCACAUCACCUGGGUGAAGAGCAUAGCCUUCUCCCCUGAUGAGAAGCGAUUGGCCAGUGCUGGCUAUUCCCGCAUGGUCAGAGUCUGGGACUGCAACACAGGAAAGUGCCUUGAGACCUUGAAGGGAGUCAUGGAUGUGGCCCACGCCUGUACCUUCACCCCAAACGGGAGACUCUUGGUGUCUGGAGCUGCUAGUUAA